This is a messenger RNA of Notolabrus celidotus (New Zealand spotty), 719 nucleotides long. Its product is annotated as leucine-rich repeat-containing protein 51-like. Gene Ontology annotation, molecular function: protein binding. Lineage: Eukaryota; Metazoa; Chordata; Actinopteri; Labriformes; Labridae. The transcript has 4 exons. Bases 115 to 657 code for a protein of 180 amino acids. The record is from RefSeq and is a predicted model, not a curated record.
UUGAAACCCUGCAGAGGGAGUUAAGUUGCCACUUUUAACCAUUUUAUGGGUUAGGGUUAGGGUUAUUUUUUUAUUUGUUUAGCUGGAGAAUUGUGAAGACCUUCAAAUUCCAAGAUGAGCGGUCCUCCAGUAGAUCUGUCAUUUAAGAACCUUGAACAAAUUGCAGCUGCAGCAUAUGAGGUGCCCCAAAGUAGCCUGCGACCCCUAAAAAUCAACUCAGAGAAGAAGUAUCUCAGCAAAUCUAUGCGUCUCAGCAACAACAGAAUCCAGUGUUUGUCCGGCCUGGACUUUGUCCUGAACCACUUCUUGGCUGAGCCAUCAAAGAUUGGUUGGCUGGACCUAGCCUUUAAUCAAAUCAAGGAAAUCAACCCGAUUUUGUGUGAGCUGCUUGAACUGCGUGUGUUGUACCUUCACGGCAACAGCAUCAAGAGCCUGCGGGAGGUAGACAAGCUGGGAAAGUUGCAGUUCCUGCACACCAUUACGCUGCAUGGGAAUCCUGUUGAAUUAGUCAAAGGCUACAGGAAGCAUGUGAUUUCCGUCUUGCCUCUGCUGAAGAAGAUGGAUUUCAGUGCUGUGACACAAGAGGAGCGAGUCCUGGCGAAGAUCUGGAGACACUGCAAAGACCGAGGCAAAAACACCACAGAGAGCCUCCAGUGAUACAUCUGAUGAAGGUGUUUUCAUACGACUGCUGUCAGAUUAAAUGUCCUCUUUAACUUAAA